GAUCAUAUUCAGUUAUAAGUUCAUAUUAAUAAUUCAGCUAUCAGAGGACAUAUCACUUCUCUUGAAUUUCCGAUAGGCUAGCGAUGAAAAAUACACUUGGCAACGUUUAUUAUUUAUCAUGUGACUUGCUAACCGCGAAUCUGCCAGUGACCUUCGUCAAGUCACGCCAUAAAUCCAAAUCAGGUCUUGAGUUAAGAGACGUUGAGGCAUCAGACAGAAGCCGGUUUUCUAUUUUUUGCUGUAUCGUUUCUAAUCGCCACUAUAUCACAGAAUAAACCGAGUAAAUAGUGUUGUGUUAUGAAAACGUGGGCAUGGAUAUCCAACAACUUCUGAAUUUGUGGAAGGCUGAUGAUAUAAUCAUAUCAAAAUUCCUCGAUAACAAAGUAACAGUUGAGGAUUUACCUUUCCUUACUGAGGAAUAUUUAAAAGAAUUAGUUCCUCUCAUAGGGCAGCGUAUUAUGAUUAAAAAAAAGAUACAUGACUACAUUGUUUCUCAAAAAGAAAAUAUCGCGGAAAAUAUAAUCAAUAAAAGUCCUAAACCUCACGAGUUGAUCCAAAUUAUCAAUGAAUUUAGUGACAUCCAGACGACAAGCACUAUAAGCCAUUGCUCAACUGAACCUUCUUCCCUUCCUGCCGACAGUUCUUUUCACGUUGAUGAAUACUUUGGUGAUAAUUUGGACUUGAUCAUUCGGCCUAAGUUCAGCGAUUUCGACCUGAAAACAAUUCUCCAAACAUCACCAAUGGGCAAUAGUGUUCUCAAGUAUUAUGAAACAAAAAAACAAUUGGAUGGAACAAGAAGAACUCGUUUGGUGGACAUUAUUAUGAAACACUUAUAUAACCACAUCAUAAAGCAAAGACUUAGUCAUGACGAGUAUACUAUAUUAGCUGCUAAAAUUGUCCAACUCUUUCCAACAGAAACAACUGGAAUAUACUAUAUUCCUGCUAUAAAGAAACGACACUCUGUAACAGGAAAAUCAAUUGUGGCAAAAGGGCGAUUGGUGGAUAAAUGCCGAAACAUUAUAUAUAAAUGUGACGAUGCAAUAACUUUGAAGUCACGAAAAAGGAAGUCUUCUUGGAAUUCCACUGAAAAUAUUCCCGAAAAGGAGGCGACAGAUACAGUUGCAGAACUUCAAGACGACCAAAACUACAUAUGGCUAUUACAUAAUUCAGAUCCAUGGACCACCGUGGAAAAUAAAUGGGAUCUGCUGUAUGACAAAAGAAGAGAGCAAAAGUGUGAGUCAGCCGCAGAAUUCUUAAAACUUUGGUCAGUUUUGACUGAUCCCAGAGGCAUUUCAUUGAUUGCCAAAGAUUUUGAGAGACUUUACCCCUCGUCGAGUAUGAGCUUUUAUGUCAAAUGGGAACCAUUUUUUGAGUCAGUUCUGGAAUAUAAGAAAAAUAUUGCAGUAGACAAACUGUUGGUGAGCUUGAUAGAAGAAAUUGAAUCUACCGAAAAUACAGAUGUCAAAUUGAUUAAACAGAUUUCGCUUCUACCUCAAUUGAUUCCACCGAGAGGUAGAGUGAAACUCAACAAUAAAACUUGGAAAUUUUCUACAGUGGAAUGCCAGGAGGGGUUUCUUGUGCAUGUUACGAGUGUCUCUGAAAUUGAGGAGAAACUCAAAAACUUGAGAGAUCAGGCAGCUGCAAAGAAAACAACUUUGCAACCAUUCAUCUUGAUUGAAGGGCCUUAUGACUGUCCCAGUAAUUUUUAUAUCAUCAUUGAUAAGAUUCGUUAUCAUUUUAAAUCAAUAGUACCUUGCUUCGACACCCUGUUUAAAAUAUUUCAUGUUUUGGAUAUAAAAUAUCCAGCGCAAUGUGAAUAUUUAUGGGUGUUGAUUCAGAAAUGUGUUUUCAAUAUUGACACCAAAUUUGAUAAUGUACCUCCUUAUUUAUCAGAUAUUCUGCAUAUAUCCAGGCAAUGAUACAUCGAAUUUGUUAUUUUUGAGCAUUUGAUUUAAAAUGAACUGUAAUAUUUGUGGUAAAGAUUUUGAAAAAUGAAGUGCAAUAUUUGUGGCAAAGAUUUUGCAAUCUUUAAGAAAUAUAUUUUUCAUAUAGAAUUUUUUCACAAAAUAAUGAACUACUUCAGUUGUCCCUUUACGAGAUGUGGAAGAGUUUAUAACAAGAAACAUAAUUUGAGAGAACACAUAAAAAAAAAACAUUCAAAUUCUGAUAAUACAUCAUGUGGUAACAGUAACAAUAAAUUUUUGGUCGAUGACAAUGAGUUAUUUAUUGCUAAAGAUAAUACUUCUUCGAAUAUUCCAGAAUCAGCACCAAUUGUUGAUAAAUGUGAAAAUCUUGAUAACACUGAACAAUUCAAAAAGAUUUUCAAUGAAUCGAUAAAAUUUUUCCUGGCAAAUUUGUAUGACAAGUUAACCUUGACCAGAAAUGAUAUACAAGAUAUUGUUUUAGAAAUGGACGAAUUCAUUUCAGUGAUAAUGAGAGCAACCAAGAACUGUGUAUUUGAUUUGUUACAAUUGGAAGAGCACCGAACAAAAAUUAAUAUAGUUUUUCAAUUACUAUGUAACCCUUUUUCAGAACUCAAAACAGAGUAUAAACGAAUGCAAUACUUCCAAAAUUUGAAUACUUUCAUUAGACCUGAAGAGAUUCAAAUUGGAAUCGUUCCUGAACAGCAGAAAAAAAAAGGUGAAAUUUCCAUACAUCUGAAACGCAAAUAUGCCUAUUACAUUCCAUUGGAUAAAACACUCACACAUUUAUUUGAAUUGCCACAUGUUUAUAAAAUAAUAAACUGUUAUAAGAAUGAAUGUUUAAAAAAUUUUCUUGAUAACAAAAUUAUAUCGAAUAGUGUGAAUGGAUCUGUCUGGAAUGAAAUUGAACAUGAACAUAAAGAUGAUUUGUUUCCUCUGGUACUGUACUUCGAUGACUUCGAACCUGGUAAUCCAUUAGGCAGUACAGCUGGUAAUUACAAAAUAGGAACGAUAUACUUCUCAAUUCCCACUAUACCUCCAGAGUAUUACACUCGUUUGGAGAAUAUAUUUUUGGCUUUAAUUUUCAAUAGUAAUGAAAGAGGUCAAUUUGGCAAUGACGUUGUUUUUAGAAAAUUAAUAACAGAUCUAAAACAUCUUGAAUCGCACGGAAUCGAGGUGAAUAUUUCAUCUGAGAAAAAACGAAUAUAUUUCACAACUAUUGCAUUCUUGGGGGACAAUUUGGGGAUACAUUCUAUGUUUGGUUUACACGAAAGUUUCAGUUCCACAUAUUAUUGCAGAUUCUGUACAUCGACUAAAAAUGAAAUGAACUUUAUGCUGAAGGAAAAUGAAAAUAACUUGAGGAUAGUAAAAAACUACGAGGAUAACCUGAAGAAUAAUAUUGGAAUCAAGGAAAGAUGUGUGUUCAAUGUGUUACCAAAUUUUCACAUUUAUAACAAUUUUUCCUGUGACAUUAUGCAUGAUCUUUUUGAAGGUGUACAUAGAUAUGAUAUGGCUUUUUUGAUAGAUGGAAUGAUAAGUAAAAAUUAUUUUUCAUUGGGAAUACUCAAUGAUAGAAUACAGCACUAUCAGUAUGAAUCUUCUGAAAAAAAUAUUCCUCCUCAUAUCACUAAAGAACAUCUUAACAAAAAAUGCAUUAUAUUUUCUGCAUCCGAAAUGCAUAAUCUAGUUAAAAAUUUUAGAUUUUUUGUUGGAGAUUUAGUUCCUGAAAAUGAUGUAUUAUGGGAAUUAUAUUUAACACUUCUCAACAUAACCACCAUUGUGACUUGCUCUAGUUUAACGCAAGAAUCAAUUGAUUUAUUGAAAUUUUUAGUGGAAACCCAUCAUGAACUAUUCAUUAACCUUUUUAAUACAAACCUCAAGCCUAAACACCAUUUCCUACUGCAUUAUGCUCGUGUAGUUGCGAAAAUGGGCCCACUUACUAUAAUUUCGAGUAUACGAUUCGAAGGAAAGCACAGAGAUUUCAAAUCACCUGCACAUCAUAUAAGGAGUAGGAAGAAUUUACCUCUUAGUCUUGCUCUCAGAAAUCAACUGAAAAAUUUAUUCCGUUUCAUUAGUAACAGAGGGUUCAAUGUAGUUGAGAACUUUGGUAAAUGUUAUGAACUUGAUAAAAACUUCACCAAAGGGUUGAAUUUUAGUUUUGAGAAUUUCCAUGGAAUUAAUUGGUAUGAGUUGAAUGGGGUGAAGUACAAUGUUGGAUCAGUGUUGGUUUAUGAAGUUCAGAAUGAAAUCCCAUAUUUAUUUCAUGUCAAACAUAUCAUAGUUGAUAAAACUGCUUUUGAUGGGAAUAUUCGUUUCAUUUGUAAUGCACUAAAAUGUUUGGAAUAUAGUAAACAUUUUGAAGCUUUUGAAGUGAUACACCAAACACAAUUGAAAGUUUUAGAUCUCAAGAAUUGUUAUUCAUCUGAUCCCACUGUCAUACACACUUUGUGCAAUGGAAGAAGUUAUGUUUCUGUUUGAAUCUUUAUCUACCAUGAAUAUUUCACUUCAUAAAAUGAAAACUGAAUAUGUAUAAGUACAGUGUGCCUAAGAUAAGGAGGAACAGCAUGGUGAUCCUCGGUAACCGUAAGAGUUACACAUCAAUAGGUCGAAUAAGCAAAAAGUUGCGCAAUUAAGGGGUCAAUAUAAUUAGAUGUCAAUAUAUUUAUGUUUACUUCUGGAUAUAUUCGGAAAAGAAACGAAAUUUGGCGGUUUGGUUUUUAUUUUUCUUCUGAAGUUAUUUGAAUAGUUUUGAAAAAACCAUAUAUAGGCACUGUCUCGUUGCCACUUCUUCAGCUCUACAAAAUGGCGUUAACAAAAUAUCCCUACAACGUUUUGUUUCAAAGAAACCAUCAUCAACUUAGUUUUUUUAUAUGACACCAAAAAUACGUGACAUGGCAUUUUUUAUUGUAAUGUCAUGCAGGGUGUACUUUUUUUCGUGUCAUAUAAAAAACAAAGUUGAUGAUGGUUUCUUCGAAACGAAACGUUGUGCGGAGAUUUUGUGAACGCCAUUUUGUAGAGCUGAAAAGUGGCAUAAAAAAAGUGCGUUUGGUUUUUUAGAAACUUUUCAAAUAACUUCAGGACAAAAUACAAACCGAACCGCCAAAUUUUGUUUUUUGUUUUCGACUUUCUUCGGAAGUAAACAAUAUUUUCUGUAUUUCUCAACAUCUAUUUAUUGAUCACUUAUUUGCGCAACUUCGUGCCCAACUAGAACUACUGUGUAACUAUUACAGUUACCGAGAUCCCCAUUGAUUCCCAUGCUGUUCAUCCUUAUCUUGGACAUGCACACUACUGGUUCAAGUACUGUGUUACUGUUAUCAUACAUGUUUCAUCAAAUUUUAUUUUUGAGGAAGGUUGGUUCAGUUUAUAUAAGAAGAAUUGUGUCAAUAUAUGAUCCACCCUAGCAAAUAUGUUGGUUUUGUUUUAUAUUUUUACCAUUUCUAUGGAUCUACAUGUUUUAGUUGGUUAACUCCACUGUUUUUAUGAUUGCAGGGCAUAGGGAUAACAGUUUCAUUUCGAAUGUGCUUUAAAUGUUACAAUAUUUUAUAUUUCUUCUAUAUCUUUUGACCAGUGACUUUGGAAAUGUUUUUGAUUCAGACCGAAAAGACUGAAUAGUUCCUUUAAAAAAUGUUAAUUUUUUAUUUUUCUGUGAUCUCAUAGUAAUAAAAUCAUUGUAUCUUAGGUUAGAUAGACAAAAUCAUUUCGACCAAAGAAUUGUAUUUUUAGUUGUUUUACACCCGAAUUUUGUUUUUAUACAAUAUACUAUUCAAUAAAACUUUUCAAUGAA
Messenger RNA from Leptinotarsa decemlineata (Colorado potato beetle), 5706 nucleotides. RefSeq lists its product as uncharacterized. NCBI's taxonomy places the organism in Eukaryota, Metazoa, Arthropoda, Insecta, Coleoptera, Chrysomelidae. The record is from RefSeq and is a predicted model, not a curated record.